UUCCAGGGUUUAAUUCCUGGGAAGAAUUAUUCAUAUCGGGUUCAAAGUGGAAGUAAUAUUAGUCAAGGAUUUGAAUUUACUGCAAAGAGAGAUGAUGAGAAUGGCGACGCGUUUAUGAACAGGAUUGAGCCCAUUGCAGCACGGAUUCCUUACAUGACGUGUGUUGGAAAUCACGGUAACAACGAAACUAACCAGUCAGACGUUAGAACGAAAACUGAGGAGGAUGCUUUCCAUUCGGCACAACAUUCCGGUUUGAAUUUCCGGAAAUUACUAUUGACGAAUGGAACAGCAUUUUUCGGAAUUAUUACCAGUAAUCGAAAGAGUUUCACUAUCCAUCUUUGCUGCUUUUCACAUCAUAACAGCUACUCUUCCGAAGUAUACUUCACUAAAGGUCCGAUCCAGGAUCAGCUGGAAUGGCUAACAAACGACCUCAAGGAGGCGAACAAGCCCGAGAACCGAGCCAAGCGACCAUGGAUCGUUGCGUUUGGUCACAGACCCAUGUACUGCUCGAACAUUGACAGAGAUGAUUGCACAACGCUCAAGUCUGUGGUCAGACACAGCCUCGAACCGUUGUUUUUCCAGUACGGUGUGGAUUUGAUCAUUGAAGCGCAUGAGCACUCGUAUGAGCGCCUCUGGCCAGUCUUCAACGAUACAGUGACGGCUCACAACUACACCAAUCCCAAGGCUCCAGUCCACCUGAUAUCCGGCGCGGCUGGCUGUAACGAGUUUUAUGGAAUAUGUGUGAAUCCAAUGUUGGGACCAAGAGGUAGGCAAUUUCGUUAUAAUGCAGCGGUUACACAAGGGAGUGUUCUUAGCUUACGACAGUUAAAAACACACCUAAUUGGGUGGGGGUGUGCUGCCGUAACGCUGGAACCGUACCCUAUACUAGACCGCGAUCAGUUUGAUUUUGUAACCCUAUUCUACACAAGGCACAAAACCCCAUACACUAUCCCAGACUCUGUACUGCAGUUGCGUUUAGCUAAAUUGAACAGGUCAUCGGUAAUUUUGACUAGCCUUUCUGUUUUUGUCAUCUCCAGCCUCGAACCGUUGUUUUUCCAGUACGGUGUGGAUUUGAUCAUUGAAGCGCAUGAGCACUCGUAUGAGCGCCUUUGGCCAGUCUUCAACGAUACAGUGACGGCUCACAACUACACCAAUCCCAAGGCUCCAGUCCACCUGAUAUCCGGCGCGGCUGGCUGUAACGAGUUUUAUGGAAUAUGUGUGAAUCCAAUGUUGGGACCAAGAGGUCCUUGGUCCGCCUUCCGAGAGUGGUUCCCAGGCAACGCCGGCUAUGGCAAGCUGCGGAUAGUGAACUCGACCCAUAUCUACUGGGAACAAAUCAAAACUUACGAUGGUUCAGUGACGGACAGUGUUUGGAUUUCACAGGAACACCAUGGACCGUUUAAACCUCUGGAUGUGGAAUAUUAAACGGCGAGAGCCUGAGAGACUCUAAAACGCUAUGGCCCGUGAUCUUAACAAUUAAAAAAAUUCGUCUUUUUUUUUUCUUUAUUGAAAUAUAUUUGAUCAUUACAACAGCAUCAUAAUGUAUUAAUUAAAAUGUCUCUUAGUGCUGAACAGCUUGUGAUGAACAUUGAAAUUCUGCCCACUAGUUUUCAUGCAUUUUUGAAUUUUCUCUCGGGAGAAAUUCAUUUCCAGUCAGAUUCUGUAUUCUUCUUAGCUAUCUACCCGAAAAAAUGUUUAGAGAAGAUAGCAUUUAACUACCAUCACUCUCGAAAGUCUGCAAGGUCUACUAGAAAAGUUGAUAAAUUUGCGUAUUUCUUAGCUUAUAGGCCUGCUUAAAGGAAGUGUUUGUGAAUGUUUUGCGUAUCUGUAUCCUUGCUUCGCAUCUUCGCCGAUUUGUACAGAAAUGAGGGAAGUUAUGUUAUAGGCGAGGAAUUUCGGGUACAAGUUACAUCGAUAAAACUCGUGGCGAAAAUCAUACAGUAACAAAAUUACCACACUUCAAUUUUUCUCCACUAAUUAUUAGUGUAAUAAACAUGAUCACAAGUGAAUUGUCUCUAUUUUUUCAUAACACGAUUUACGACGUAAUUCAAAGUAUGAAUUAAGAACAGAACAGGUUGAACUAUUUCAAUUUGGACUUCCUGUCGUAGCUGUAUUUUUGCUUUUUGUAGUAAUGAUAGAUAGUGGACCUAGAAGUAGUGUACAAGCGCUAUUGUAAUGUAGCAUUAAGUAUUAAUUCAAAAUGUUAUGCACUUUUUUUCACAAAUGCGUUUUUGACAAAAAAUAAAUUAACACCAGCUUUUCUACUGA
Molecule: messenger RNA, 2268 nt
Organism: Orbicella faveolata
Lineage: Eukaryota; Metazoa; Cnidaria; Anthozoa; Scleractinia; Merulinidae
Product: acid phosphatase type 7-like
Molecular function (GO): acid phosphatase activity; metal ion binding
Source: RefSeq, a predicted model, not a curated record